UUCUUUUUUAUUCCAGAUCAAAGACAACUAAUAUCUUUUGAUUGUAAGGCUUUCUAAAGCUGUCGUGGAAAGUUUAAAGAGAUUUUAUAUGGAAAAUAUAUCAUGGAUAUGGAACUGAAUAUGUCCGUGCUUUGACUUCAGGAAUACAAGACUUUUUUCCGUGACUAUUCUCAACGCCUGUUUUCUGUACAGGUCUGAAGACUUGGAAAUACAAUAACACAAGAUUCAUCUUCAUGUGUAAUAGAUGAAAACCGCUACUGCAAUGAUCCAAUUCAUUCUAGAGCCUGGAAAUAUCUCUGUGCACUACUGUGAACUUUGGUAUACAAAAAUUGUUUGUACUCUUGCAAUGUAAGGAUAACAAUUUUAUCCUAAUGGAUCAUUGGUGGAUUAUGUACUGCAUUUCUAUGUGGAUUAUUUGUACUUUUGCUGCUUAUGGACCUCAUUGCAUAUCAGGAUGAAGAAGAUUUAUUGCUUCCCUUAAAUGUGAGGAUGGUACGGCGAGGACUUCUGAGUUGGUUUUCCCGGGUGGGGAUCCUUCUCGUCUGUCUUUGCUGUAUAGUUUCUGUAUUGUAUAUGUUAGCAUGCACUCCUAGAGCUGAAGAUGAACAGCUCACACUUCCCCGAAUUAAUAGCCCUACUGGGAAAGAAGGCUACCAUGCUAUCUUGCAGGAGCGUGAGGAAGAACAUCGGAAUUAUAUUACCAGUCUGAAAAAACAAAUAGCCCAAUUAAAAGAUGAGCUUCAAGAACGCAGUGAACAGCUCAAAAGUGUUCAAGGUCACUACACUGAUUCCCUCACUGUGACCUUUGACCAUGCCAGUCCUGAGAAGACACAGACAGACCUUUUAGACUUUCUACAUUCCCAGGUCAACAAGGCUGAAGUACAUAAUGGUGUAAAGGUUCCCACUGAAUAUGCUGCUAUUCCAUUUGAUAGCUUCACUAUGCAGAAAGUGUACCAGCUAGAAACAGGACUUACACGCCACCCAGAAGAAAAGCCUGUAAGGAAAGACAAACGGGAUGAGCUAUCAGAAGCCAUUGAGGUGGCAGUGAACAUGCUGAACAGUCCUGAGGAUGGAACCAAUGCACAUAGACGAAUAUACACUUCAGCCAAUUUUAUUGAAGGUAUUUAUAGAACUGAGAGAGAUAAGGGUACAUUGUAUGAACUGACUUUUAAAGGCGAGAGAAGUCAAGAAUUUAAACGGCUUGUGCUCUUUCGACCGUUUGGACCUGUUCUAAAAGUGAAGAAUGAAAAGCUGAACAUGGCCAAUGUCCUUGUAAAUAUCAUUGUACCAUUGUCCAAAAGAGCUGAUAAAUUUCAACAGUUCAUGCACAAUUUCAGAGAAGUGUGCAUUAACCAGGACAAGAGAGUCCAUCUCACAGUCGUGUACUUUGGGAAGGAACAGGUUCAAGAGGUAAAAGCUAUACUGGAGAACACCUCUAAGGCAGCAAACUUCAAGAACUACACAUUUAUUCAGCUGAACGAGGAAUUCUCCCGUGGCAAAGGAUUAGAUAUAGGCGCUCGCGCCUGGAAAGGAAACAACGUCCUUCUGUUUUUUUGUGAUGUGGAUAUCUACUUCAAUGCAGAGUUCCUGAACACAUGCAGAAUAAACACACAGCCAGGAAAAAGAGUUUUCUACCCAGUCCUUUUCAGUCAGUACAACCCAGCGAUAAUUUAUGGGCAUCAUGAUGCAAUUCCCACCAUUGACCAGCAGCUGGUUAUUAAAAAGGAUACUGGAUUUUGGAGAGACUUUGGGUUUGGAAUGACUUGCCAGUAUCGGUCAGAUUUCAUUAAUAUAGGUGGUUUUGAUUUAGAUAUCAAGGGUUGGGGAGGCGAAGAUGUUCACCUGUACCGCAAAUACCUUCAUAGCAAUCUCAUUGUGAUCAGGACGCCUGUUAGGGGGCUUUUCCACCUCUGGCAUGAGAAGCGCUGUGUGGAUGAGCUGACUUCAGAACAAUACAAAAUGUGUAUGCAGUCAAAGGCCAUGAAUGAGGCUUCUCAUGGACAGCUUGGAAUGCUGGUCUUCAGACAUGAGAUUGAAGCACACCUACGCAAACAGAAGCAAAAACCCAGUAUGAAGAAAUCUUGACAAAAUACACCAUAUUUAUUACCUAUGCUAUCCCAAGCAUAUAUGACAGAGGAGUAACAUAUGAGUUGUCAAUCAGAUGGAGAACAAAGAAUCUGUGCGGUUGACAUGCUCAAGGUCUACUUUUAAUGAAGUUUCAAGAUGAAGUGGAGAUGCAAAGCGUAUCUGGUAGCUUAAAGAAAACUGUUUAUUUAAUAGAAUAAAAAUCAAUCGGCAAUGAUGUAUUUAUUGCUAACAUAUGUGUUAAAAACGAACGCAGCUUUUAUUUUUUUAAUUGGCGUACAUGUGCACUAAAAUUGAGGCACUACCAUGUAUGUGCCACAGAAGGGUAUGAAGACGAGUAUAAAAUUAAAUGCAAAGCAAUAGUGGAAAUAAACACAUUUUCUACUGAGCUGGGAGAGUCCAGAAAACUUCUGAUUUUGCUUUUGGUGACAAUGCAAUUUUGAAUUGAACGUACAGUAGCCUUCAGAAAUAUCCUUACUCUGAUAUGAAUAACCUCAGUAUUUUGAUGCAACAUCUGCUGCCAAAAACAAGCCAUAUCAAUGGAAAGUCUCCGGACAGGGUGAUAGUUAGGACCAUAUUUUUUUUCUUUGUGGGCAAGAGUAAGAAUUUCUGUCAAGGUUUUUUCUGUAGGUUUGCCCACUGGGAAACCUCCACCACAGGAAAUGAGGGGAAAUCUCCCUAAUAGGGACACAAGGGGGUUGAUUUUCCUAAAACCGGAGGGUGAAAAAUCUGGUGCAGCUCUGCAUAGAAACCAAUCAGCUUCCAGUUUUUAUGUUGUUAAAGGUUAAUUGAACA
Molecule: messenger RNA, 2880 nt
Organism: Rana temporaria (common frog)
Lineage: Eukaryota; Metazoa; Chordata; Amphibia; Anura; Ranidae
Gene: CSGALNACT1
Product: chondroitin sulfate N-acetylgalactosaminyltransferase 1
Exons: 10
Coding region: 433-2085 (550 amino acids)
Cellular component (GO): Golgi cisterna membrane
Molecular function (GO): glucuronosyl-N-acetylgalactosaminyl-proteoglycan 4-beta-N-acetylgalactosaminyltransferase activity
Source: RefSeq, a predicted model, not a curated record